AUGUCUUCAGCGGCGCUCAUCUCUACCGACGAUGCUCUGGAGCCUACCCUCCAAAGCAUUCUUGACCAGAAGACCCUCCGAUGGAUCUUUGUCGGCGGGAAGGGUGGCGUCGGGAAAACUACCACAUCCUGCUCUCUCGCCAUUCAGCUUGCCAAAGUCAGGCGAUCGGUCCUCUUGAUUUCCACAGACCCUGCGCACAAUCUGAGUGAUGCAUUUGGCCAGAAGUUCGGAAAGGAGGCGAGACUUAUUGACGGAUUUGACAACUUAAGCGCGAUGGAGAUCGACCCCAGCGCGAGUAUGCAGGAUCUCAUGGCUGCUGGCGGUGAGCAGGCGGAUGAUUUAGGUUUCGGGCUUGGGGGAAUGAUGCAGGAUCUGGCUUUCAGUAUUCCUGGUGUUGAUGAAGCCAUGUCUUUCGCAGAAGUCCUGAAACAGGUCAAAUCUCUCUCAUAUGAGGUCAUUGUGUUCGACACAGCCCCAACAGGCCAUACUCUUCGCUUCUUGCAAUUCCCUACGGUGCUCGAGAAGGGUCUUGCAAAGCUUUCUCAGUUAUCCAGCCAAUUUGGCCCGAUGCUGAACACGGUUCUUGGGGCCAGAGGCGGCCUUCCAGGCGGCCAAAAUCUCGACGAAGUCUUAGCAAAGAUGGAAUCUCUACGAGAAACAAUCAGUGAGGUAAACGCCCAGUUCAAAGAUGCUGAUCUUACAACCUUCGUAUGUGUGUGCAUCGCAGAGUUCCUGUCCCUGUAUGAGACGGAGCGAAUGAUUCAGGAGUUGACGAGUUACCAUAUCGACACCCAUUCUAUUGUUGUAAAUCAACUUCUCUUUCCCAAGAAAGAUAGCACAUGUGAACAGUGCAAGGCCCGGCGGAAGAUGCAGAGGAAGUAUUUAAAUGAGAUUGGAGAGUUAUACGAGGACUUCAAUGUUGUUCGAAUGCCCAUGCUGGUGGAAGAAGUCCGCGGCAAGGAGAAACUUGAAAAAUACGUCUCAAACUACAGAUUCAGUGACAUGCUUGUGCAUCCCUUUCAGCCGGCAUAUGAAGAGUGA
This is a messenger RNA of Ophidiomyces ophidiicola, 1041 nucleotides long. It is a transcript of the gene GET3, whose product is annotated as Golgi to ER traffic- protein. Gene Ontology annotation, cellular component: GET complex. Gene Ontology annotation, molecular function: ATP binding; ATP hydrolysis activity. Gene Ontology annotation, biological process: post-translational protein targeting to endoplasmic reticulum membrane. The transcript has 3 exons. Lineage: Eukaryota; Fungi; Ascomycota; Eurotiomycetes; Onygenales; Onygenaceae. Bases 1 to 1041 code for a protein of 346 amino acids. The record is from RefSeq and is a predicted model, not a curated record.